AGUGUGAGUCGGUGACUUCAUUAGAAGAGGAUCACUGUCGGUGAAGCCUUGCGAAACAACAGGAUCCUUCUGCCUCAAUUUGUAUUUUAGAAUAAUAAGUUAGAGAGACGUCUUUAAGGGAGAAGGUUGAAGCUUCGAGUUGGUUGUGAGUGAGGAGACGCAGUCAAUCAUCUAAAGAGAAACCACAGCUCAGGCAAAGUACAGUAGGAGGCAGCCAUGAAGAAAAUGGACGACACAUCUACAGGCAGCUGGACUCUAACCAACAACCCUACCUCCUCUGCAGGGAAGAACUCCUGCCAUCCCAAUCUGAAGAUGUUUCUUGCAGCAUUGUCCUUUGCCUACUUUGCCAAGGCUUUAACUGGCAGCUACAUGAAGAGCACAAUUACACAACUAGAAAGGCGAUUCGACAUCCCCAGUUAUCUGAUCGGCAUCAUAGAUGGCAGCUUUGAAAUAGGGAAUUUGUUGGUCAUUGCCUUUGUGAGCUAUUUUGGUGCCAAACUCCACCGACCUAAGAUCAUCGCAAUUGGAUGUAUCUUGAUGUCUUUUGGGACCUUUUUGAUCGCCAUGCCUCAUUUCAUCAUUGACCGCUAUAAGAUCGAAACAUCAGUUAGAUGGUCUGUGAAUUCAACCAAUAACCUCUCUCCAUGUCCAGCAAGCUCACCUGAGUCCACCAGGGCUGGUGACAGACCUGCUAUACUGCCCUCUAGAGGCUGUGAGCGAGAGUCCAGUGUUUCAAUGUGGGUCUAUGUUUUUCUGGGAAAUGUCCUGCGUGGGAUUGGAGAGACUCCAGUGCAGCCUUUGGGCAUCUCCUAUAUUGAUGACUACGCACAGUCAGAGAAUGCUGCCCUCUAUAUUGGAUGUGUCCAAACUAUAUCAAUCAUCGGUCCUGUCUUUGGGUACCUGCUGGGAUCGCUGUGUGCCAAGAUCUACGUUGACAUUGGUUAUGUGGACAUGGAGACGGUGACCAUCACCCCUGGUGAUGCCCGCUGGGUGGGGGCAUGGUGGCUGGGCUACCUGAUCGCUGGUACCAUCACCCUCAUGUCUGCUGUUCCUUUCUGGUUCCUGCCUAAAUCACUGCCCAUGCCUGUGGAUAAACACGAUACCAGCUGCACUCCAGAGCAAACCAGGUUUAUCAAAGAUUCCCCAACCAUGGAGCACAAGUUCAGACCUGAGGAGCCGGCUAAUUUACAUCAGAUGGCCAAAGAAUUUCUACCCACAUUGAAGAGUCUCCUUGGAAAUCCGGUUUACAUCACUUUUUUAUGCGUGACCAUCAUUCAGUUCAACUCUCUCAUCGGGAUGGUCACCUACAAACCAAAAUACAUCGAGCAACACUACGGCCAGUCAGUGUCAAAAGCCAAUUUUCUCAUGGGCAUGAUCAACAUCCCGGCUGUGGCCCUUGGUAUGUUCUCUGGAGGGGUCGUCAUGAAGAAGUACAAGCUGGGUAUCAUGGGAGCAGCUAAAUUCACCUUUGGGACCUCGUUGCUGGGCUACUUCCUGUCGCUCAUUUUCUUAGUCAUGGGCUGUGAGAACUCCAAGGUGGCAGGCAUCACAGUCUCAUAUACCGGAGUGGAAGGCUUGUCUUAUCAGGAACAGUCUCUCUCCUCUGACUGUAACUCGGGUUGCUUGUGCUCAAGAAGGGAGUGGGAUCCGGUGUGUGGGGAGAACGGGAUCACCUACAUGUCCCCCUGCUUGGCUGGAUGCACCUCCUCCACUGGGGCCGGCAGAAAUACGGUGUUUGACAAUUGUAGUUGUGUAUUUCUGGCUGACACCCAACAAGGCAACUCAACGGCCACUCUGGGCCAGUGUCCACGCAGAGACAGCUGUGACAAAAUCUUUCCUUACUUCCUGGCUCUGUCUGUGCUCAGCUCCUUCAUCAUCUCUCUUGGGGGAACACCCGGCUUCAUGCUGCUUGUCAGGUGCAUUAAGCCUGAGCUAAAAUCCCUUGCUCUUGGAAUCUACACGUUGGCCACUCGCACCCUCGCUGGAAUACCUGCCCCAAUAUACUUUGGAGCCAUUAUCGACACAACGUGCCUCAAAUGGGGAAUCAAGAUGUGUGGAGGAAGAGGAGCAUGCAGAAUAUACAACACCUCAGCUUACAGGAUGGUGUACCUGGGCCUGACUCUGGGCUUAAGGACAAUCUCCUUCCUUCUCUGUAUUUCAGGCUUUUCUCUACUCAAAAUACAUAUAAAGGAGGAGGAGAAAAAUGCUCCGACCAAUGGGAGUGCAGAGUUGGAGUCACUAAGGAAAGAAGAGAAGAGUUCCAUACACUGUGAGCCGUUUAUACUGGCCUCGGACUGCAAUCCCGACAGAGAGACUCACUUGUGAGCCUCAGCACAAGCUCUUCUCUUCUGACUCCGCUCUAUGGAGCAUCUCAGUCAGAUGCAUAGAGAAACACAAACUGUGGACACUUUUAAUAGCAUUCAGAGUAUAUAUUUGAACGGGAUUUGUGGAGAUGACGAGUCAUUCUUAAAACAAAAUAUACUAUUUCUGGAAUAUGUGUUUUUCAUGAUUGGAAGACUUUUGUAGAAAACAAGAAUGUAAUUCUGCUGUAUUUUCUAGGUUGGUCUUCGUUUUUAUGAAUAAAUUAGAUGAAAUGCAUUUUGGGAUUCAACAUAUAUAUAUUAAAGGUGCAGUGUAUAGAAUCUGGCGGCAUUUAGAGGUGACGUUGCAGAUUUCAGCCAACUGAAACUUCCCCUGUGUGCCAAACGUGUAGGAGAACUACGUUGGCUGACGCAAAAAUGCAAAGUUAGUGUCUUCUGUGAACAAAUAAGGUCAACAAGCAGAUCAACGCUUAAGCAGCACAGCAGCAGCUAAAAGACUUUCCCGUUGGCAAACUGGGGAACUUCCUGUACAGAUGUAACAAAAAGCAUCCCUUCACUUAGAUUAAACCAUUGUUUGUGUUGCUGUGGUAUCAGCCUUUUCAGGGACUUCAUUUUUUACAUCACCAUGACAAUAAGAGACACACUUUCUGGGGUUUAAAAUGUUUAUUUGUCAUGUUCAUAUACCAACCAAACUGUCACAAAUGUCGGUGGCAGGAAAUGCCAGGCCAACUCUAAAUUUUUUGUCAAAUUAUGCAUAUUAAGGUUUUAAGGUAGAUCUAUCAUUCCAGGAUGCUUAGUAAACACUAUUUCAUUAUUAUCUGUUAAAACAAAGACGCUGAUAAUCAGCACAUCAAGUCAAGGGACAAGUGUGCUUAUCUCACUGAAAUAAAUGAACAUGGCCUACUGUUUGUUUAAUCUCAUCAAUUAAAAUAUGUGCCUCAG
Messenger RNA from Anarrhichthys ocellatus (wolf-eel), 3263 nucleotides. Its product is annotated as solute carrier organic anion transporter family member 1C1-like. The coding region runs from base 217 to 2325 and encodes 702 amino acids. The record is from RefSeq and is a predicted model, not a curated record. The transcript has 15 exons. Gene Ontology annotation, cellular component: basolateral plasma membrane. Gene Ontology annotation, biological process: transmembrane transport; sodium-independent organic anion transport. Lineage: Eukaryota; Metazoa; Chordata; Actinopteri; Perciformes; Anarhichadidae. Gene Ontology annotation, molecular function: protein binding.